This is a messenger RNA of Phlebotomus papatasi, 1361 nucleotides long. RefSeq names its product replication factor C subunit 2 (gene RfC4). The coding region runs from base 98 to 1126 and encodes 342 amino acids. Gene Ontology annotation, molecular function: ATP binding; DNA clamp loader activity; DNA binding. NCBI's taxonomy places the organism in Eukaryota, Metazoa, Arthropoda, Insecta, Diptera, Psychodidae. Gene Ontology annotation, biological process: DNA repair; DNA-templated DNA replication. Gene Ontology annotation, cellular component: nucleus; DNA replication factor C complex. The record is from RefSeq and is a predicted model, not a curated record. The transcript is spliced from 2 exons.
UCAGAUUGACUUUGACAUUUGCAUUGUUUCUUUGUGCCGCGCGAUUUUUGUUGUUUUUACGAUUUUUACUGCAAAAAGUGUCUUUUCUAGUAAAAAUAUGCCAGCAAUGGAAGUAGAAAGCAUUCCAUCUACGUCUAAGGCACCUCCUGCGAAGCCCCAACAGAAGAAACACUUACCAUGGAUUGAAAAAUAUCGCCCUACAAAAUUUGAGGAGAUUGUGGGCAAUGAGGAUACUGUUAGUCGUUUGGGGAUCUUUGCUACACAAGGAAAUGUGCCCAAUAUCAUCAUAGCAGGACCUCCGGGUGUUGGGAAGACUACCACAAUUCUCUGCUUAGCACGAAUUCUCCUCGGUCCGAGUUUCCGGGAAGCUGUUUUGGAGCUCAAUGCUUCGAAUGAGAGGGGAAUAGAUGUAGUGAGGAAUAAGAUAAAGAUGUUUGCGCAGCAGAAAGUUACUCUUCCGGCUUCCCGGCACAAGAUUGUCAUUUUGGAUGAGGCUGACAGUAUGACGGAGGGAGCUCAGCAAGCUCUGAGGAGAACCAUGGAGAUUUACAGUAGUACUACGAGAUUUGCUCUGGCUUGCAAUACGAGCGAGAAAAUUAUUGAACCCAUUCAGUCGAGGUGCGCAAUGGUGAGAUUUACAAAGUUGUCUGAUGCUCAGAUCCUGGCCAAAUUGAUUGAAGUUUGUCAGGCUGAAGGGUUGGAUUACACAGAAGAGGGCUUGGAAGCUAUUGUGUUUACGGCUCAGGGAGACAUGCGACAGGCUCUGAACAAUCUCCAGUCAACGGCAAAUGGAUUCGGGAAGAUUUCCGGAGAGAAUGUUUUUAAGGUUUGCGAUGAACCCCAUCCGCUUCUGGUGCAGGAAAUGCUGGAGCACUGUGCCCAGGGAGACAUUCACAAGGGCUAUAAAAUCAUGGCGAAACUGUGGAAAUUGGGCUAUUCCGCUGAGGACAUCAUUGGGAAUAUCUUCAGGGUGAGCAAGAGGCUGAACAUGGAUGAAAAGGUAAAAUUGUAUUUUAUCCGGGAAAUUGGGGAAACUCACAUGAAAAUUAUCGAUGGGAAUAAUACACUAGUGCAGAUGUCGGGUCUCCUGGCCAGACUCUGUGAACUCUCUCAUAAAUUCCAAUGAGUUAGCACAAAAGAAAAAUCCUAUACAGUUAACUUUAUUCUCAAAUAGAUCUGCCAACAAGUUUUCCUUCAAAGAUUUCUUGUAUUUUCUUAGAAAACAGAGAAAACAGUGUUACAUUUUACAUAAUCUACCUUUUUUGUUUUUCAUAAAUCUACCGAUAUAAUUUGUUAAUUUUCCUUUUGAUACUUCUUCAACAAUUCUGGUACAAAUAAAUUCUCUUCAAUUUCUGAGGAUA